AACUUUCCUUGCUUCAAAUUUCUGUAGUCUACCUGAAGGAUUGGUUUAUUAUAAAUGAUCUUUUACUUUAAAAAUCGGUUUUCCAUCUUCAAAAUGGCAACAUCGUUGCACAAGUGAGGUUAGUUUUCUCUAAUUACAACCAAAAAUUCAAUGCUGCAACGUGAUUUAGUUUACAUUUACAAAUUAUGGCAAAACUAAGAAAAGUACGUAGAAGACAAAAGUACCGUUAUAACGUUAAUCGUAAAAGGCAAAGAAAUAAAAUCGAAAAUAAAGGAAAAUUUGAAAGUAAGGUAGUAAAAAAUGCCUGGAUCGCCCACAAAUCGGCCCAGUCCAACCUACGAGCUAUGGGUUUAUCGUACGACCCCAAUAAGACGAUCAAAGCUGGCCUCGACAAAGAUUCCGAAGAGGAAAAAGUCGACGAAGCACCUAUCGUUUCAGCGAAAGCAUACGUCGCCGAAGAAUUAGAAAAAGAGGCGAAAGCUAAACGAGUUAGAAACUUUCGCUUACCCGACGGUCAAGUGAGGUAUUUAAUCUAUUUAAUGAAGAAGUACGGGGAUGAUUAUAAGGCGAUGGUGAAGGAUAAGAAGAAUUACAAUCAGGAAACUUGGAAGCAGAUACGUGCGAAAAUUGAAAAAUUUAAAAGUAUACCCGAACAAUAUUGUAAAUAUUUAAAUUAAAUGUUACAUAACCUUA
Molecule: messenger RNA, 693 nt
Organism: Photinus pyralis (common eastern firefly)
Lineage: Eukaryota; Metazoa; Arthropoda; Insecta; Coleoptera; Lampyridae
Product: nucleolar protein 16
Exons: 2
Coding region: 186-677 (163 amino acids)
Biological process (GO): ribosomal large subunit biogenesis
Cellular component (GO): nucleolus
Source: RefSeq, a predicted model, not a curated record